Molecule: messenger RNA, 1896 nt
Organism: Funneliformis mosseae
Lineage: Eukaryota; Fungi; Glomeromycota; Glomeromycetes; Glomerales; Glomeraceae
Source: the annotation of a GenBank genome assembly
AUGGUUACGAGACUUUUUAGUGCAAACCCUUUUGACGAGGAUGUCGAUAAGGCUACUUCGGAAUUGAUUCCUAAAGAUCACGAUGAUAUCAUAUUAUAUCUUGAUAUCAGUGAUCAAAUUCGUAGUAAAAAAGUAUUAGCAAAGGAUGCGAUGAGAGCACUCAAAAGAAGGAUCACUCAUUCUAAUCCUAACGUUCAGCUCUUGGCUCUAAGCCUGACAGAUACUUGCGUGAAGAAUGGAGGGAACCAUUUCCUGAUUGAAGUGGCAUCACGUGAAUUUGUAGAUAGUUUGCUGUCAAUUGUCAAGUCUUCUACGGCUAAUACAGAGGUUAGAAAUAAACUUCUUGGCUUAAUUCAAACAUGGGCAUUGGCUUUCGCUAGCAAACCCGAGUUGUCGUAUGUCACAGAAACAUAUCGAUUGUUGAAAGUAGAAGGUUGUGUAUUUCCAAAGGUCGAUCAAACAUCAUCAGUUAUGAUUGAUACCGCAACGCCACCUGAAUGGACUGAUAGUGAUGAAUGUGUACGAUGUAGAACUCCAUUCACGAUGUUUAAUCGCAAGCAUCAUUGUCGAAAUUGUGGUCAAACAUUUUGUGGUGAAUGUUCAUCCAAAACAUCUACAUUAACACAUAUCGGAAUAAAUGAGCCAGUACGCGUAUGCGAUGCUUGUUAUGUAAAGAGACAAGUUAAGGCUAGAAGUAGUGUUGAUUUUUCAAGUUCCAAAAGUUUAUCAAGCCCUACAGCGCCUCCUACGCUGUAUUCAUCUUUCAAUGAAAAGGAUGAAGAAUUGAAGAAAGCAAUUGAGAUUUCGUUGAAAGAGGCCGAAUAUAAUAAGAAUUAUGUUCAACCUGCUCAGCAGAAUAUUGCAAAGAAGGCAGAACCUGUGAAUAAGCAGGAGGAAGAGAUGGAUGAAGAUCUUGCAGCAGCAAUAGAGGCUUCUCUUCGUGAAAUGCAGAUCAAUCAACCUCGUUCCGCGACUUCAUACAAUACAACUUCUAAUUAUUCAACUUAUAAUCCUUAUGAUUCUAAAUCAUCUGACCUUUCUGCCGCUUAUGAACUGUCGACAAUUGAAACCGAAAAUAUUUAUCAAUUUUCAGAAUUACUCGAUAGAAUUCAACACAGUGGAGGAGAUUUAAUGAGAGAUCGACAAGUUCAGGCACUGCAUGAUAAAAUUGGGGAGUUGAAACCAAAAUUAACGAAAAAUUUGGCUGAAACAAUACAAAAACAUCAGGAUCUCGUGGAUAUGCAUGAAAAAUUGUCACAAGUCUUAAAGAUAUACGAUCGACUUAUGGAAGAGAGAAUGUCGAAUACAUAUGCUAAACGUUCUUCUUUAGCUUCUUAUCCUACGUCUCAACAUUCUGCAUCAUCGAUGAUUCCAAGUGGUGGGCCCACAUAUCCUGCUACACCUAGUAUUCGUACCUCCAAUAUUUAUACACAAUCACCUUCUUACCCAGUUGCUUCAGCACCGGCACCUUCACCAACUUAUUACUCGGCACAUACCGUACCUCCCUCACAGCCAUACAUACCACCCCAACAGAAAGCUGCAGAGAGCGCACCGAUUACAUCUUAUACACCUAAUCCAGCUUCCAGUGAGAUUAAUGCUGUCGGAAAUCCAGGUGAGUAUAAAUCGAACGUUAAUAUAAAUCAACAAGGGUUUAUACCACAGACAAAUGGUACUGGUUCAGUCCAUGCUCCACAAUCGAAUAGUAGUAAUUCAGCAUAUGUACCCCCUCAGGCAAAUUAUGGGGUUGAUUACGGGUAUCAAACACCAUUACAACAUCAACAAGCGCCCCCUCCACAGCAAAAUUACUAUCAAUAUCAAACUCCUCCAUCUUCACAACAAAUUCAUUCUCCAUCUCCAUCGCAUCAGAUAGAAGAACCACUAUUGAUUGAACUUUAA